UACAGUCGCGAGGACAGCGCGUGUUAGAGUUUUAUUUUAUUUUAUUCUAUGGACUAUGUGAAUGAAUCAGCUACAGCAGAAGGACCGGCGGACUCACGAGUCAUUAGAAUUAUUGUACUUCACACCGGGAGCGGAAAUCGGAAUAAUGCACGCAGAGCUGCUGCAGCUGCCGCACCGUGCAAAAGUUUCCACCAAGUGCACACGGACUCGUACAUAGAGACUCUGCACGGAGAGAAUGAUUGAAGGAUCGGCCCCUCAGAGGUCAACUCAGCAGUUCUGCUAAUGGUUGACGACGCAAAUUCUCUGGCGGAGCAGGCAGUUGACGGAGACGCCGUGACUUUGUCGGCCAGCAUGCAGCGCGGCGGCUCGGAGUCGUGUCUGGAGCUCGAGUGUGACGGGCCCGCUCGAGAAGGAACGCGAUGUCGACUGGGCCUGGACAGUUUGCAGCAGAAGAUGCUGAAAGUGACCGAGCAGCUGCGCAUCGAGCAGGCGCUGCGGGACGAGAACGUGGCCGAGUACCUGAAGCUCAUCGACACCGCCGACAAGCAGCAAAGCAGCCGCAUCAAGCACGUGUUCGAGAAGAAGAACCAGAAAUCUGCACAAACCAUCGCUCAGCUGCAGCGCAAACUGGAGCAAUACCACCGCAAGGUGAAGGAGAGCGACACCGCUGCCGCCUCCGUUAACGGCACCAAGCAGGCGCAAACGCACGCCAAAGACGCCAGGGAGGUCUCCAAGGACAACCUGAAGGACUGUGCCAAGGAAGCAGGGCCCCGGCUGAGUGGGCGACACCCACACCUAGACAAAGUAAAGACUAUUGGACCGGGAGUUUCGCUCUCACCUCCGUUCUUCUUUAACAAGUCACGUGGCUUUGCCAGUCUCAUCCGAAAUAAGUUUGGCAGCGCAGACAACAUCGCGCACCUCAAGAACUCCAUGGAGACCGGAGGAGGUCUUCGAGUCGAAGGUGCUAGUCGGGCACUGAGCGGCAGCGCCACUAUAACGAGCAAACCCAAGUACCCGAGCGACGAUGAGUGCUCGACGGGGACCUCGGCGUCAGCGGAGAGCAGCGGGCACGGAGGGCAGGGUGAGGCGGGUCAGGGCGAGAACGUGAGCAGACUGAGUGACACUCUAGAGGAGGUGAGGGAGCUCAGAGAUGCACACGGUCACCUUAGCGAGGACAUGGAGAGCCUGAGAGGUCAAGCGAAACGCAACUAUGGCUUCAUCUCACAAAUGCUGCAGGAAGAACGAUACAGAUGUGAGCGAUUGGAGGAUCAGCUGAAUGAUCUGACUGAACUGCACCAGAAUGAGACGGCCAAUCUAAAGCAGGAGCUGGCCAGCAUUGAGGAGAAAGUAGCCUAUCAGGCCUAUGAGCGAGCCCGGGACAUGCAGGAGGCGCUGGAGGCGUGUCAGACGAGACUCAGCAAGCUGGAGUUGCAGCAGCAGCAGCAGCAGUUGGUGCAGCUGGAGAGCACCGAUGCUAAAGUGCUGCUGGGAAAGUGCAUCAACAUCAUGCUGGCCUUCGCCACAGUGAUCCUGGUGUGCGUCUCCACCGCGGCCAAGUUCACCGCGCCGUUGCUGCGCAGUCGUCUGCACGUGCUCGCCACCUUCUUGUGCCUGUGCGUGCUGGCGCUCGGCUGGAGCCACUGGGAACACGUGCAGUGUGCGGUGCAGAGGAUGCUGCUGCCCAGCUGA
This is a messenger RNA of Trichomycterus rosablanca, 1689 nucleotides long. It is a transcript of the gene tmcc3, whose product is annotated as transmembrane and coiled-coil domain family 3. Bases 283 to 1689 code for a protein of 468 amino acids. The record is from RefSeq and is a predicted model, not a curated record. The transcript is spliced from 5 exons. NCBI's taxonomy places the organism in Eukaryota, Metazoa, Chordata, Actinopteri, Siluriformes, Trichomycteridae. Gene Ontology annotation, cellular component: endomembrane system.